Molecule: messenger RNA, 1812 nt
Organism: Silurus meridionalis
Lineage: Eukaryota; Metazoa; Chordata; Actinopteri; Siluriformes; Siluridae
Product: CMRF35-like molecule 8
Exons: 7
Coding region: 330-1379 (349 amino acids)
Biological process (GO): positive regulation of T cell proliferation; negative regulation of T cell proliferation; cellular response to lipopolysaccharide
Cellular component (GO): external side of plasma membrane
Source: RefSeq, a predicted model, not a curated record
GUCAUUGCUCUAUAUCAAAGACUGUUCAAUAAAUACCUUUUUUUAUUAAAGAUAAAAAGAGGUUGAUACUCUAAUAAAUCAUGCUUAUAAUUGCAAUUAUACUCCAACAAUUAAUUGUAAUUAUUUUUUUAAUGAUUUAAGCUUAUCACUUACAGCCAGCUUCUAGUGCUUCUCAGCUCAGAGAAGGCAAUUUCUUUGUCCAAGACUGUCACGUGAUCUUGUGUUGUAAUUUCCUAAAAACCAAAGUAUAUAAAUGAGGCACUCAGGCAGUGUGACAGAAUGUGUGUUUUUAAUUGUGAGAGACUGAUGUGUGUGCAGGAGAAGCAGUAAUGAUGAAGUGCUUGUAUCUUUUGUCUGUUGUGUUUCAAAUGGCUGCAGGCUGUGCUCUUGAAAAAAAUCACAAAGAAAUUACACAACACAAAGGUGAUUCAGUGCUGAUACCCUGCUCCUGCUCUGACCUGCUCUCCAAACCUCAGACUUUCACCUGGGAGACCUUCAGAACAGGACGUCUGACUGAAGUGUUAAAUGAUGAACACUACCGUGGCAGAUAUCAGCUGUUUAAUAACAUUUCUCCUGCUAAUCUGUCACUACUCAUAUCUGACCUGAGAGAAGAAGAUCAGGGAAUCUACAGGUGUAGCACUGAGAAGGAACACAGAGACAUCAUUCUUUAUGUUAAAGGCUGUGAGCUGGUGAAGAAGACAGGGGUAGAGAAGGUGACUGGGUUCAUAGGAGAGUCUGUAGUUCUGCCCUGCGUCUGCACUGACCUACAGAACGACCCGAAGAGGGUAACAUGGGAGUUUAAUAAAAACAAUCACUUUCAGGAAAUUUACUCUAAACAGACUGGAAAUCACAGUAACAGAGUGAAACUGGUCAGUAAAAACCCUCCAGGAAACCUCUCUCUACUCAUAUCAGACCUGACUGAAGAGGACCAGGGAACCUACAUAUGUUCUGUACAGGCUGAUAGCAUCCGUUUCAGUCUAUCUGUUAAAGUGGGAGGAAGAGAAACUUCGACACAACCAAGGAAAACAGACACAACACCUAUAUCAGAAGAACCUCAUUGUAAAACAGCAACCACUCCACCUUCAUCAUCCUCAACAACACAAGAUACUUACAAAACCUCCGUAGCAACAGUGAACCAAAAUAUACACAAUGUUGGAAUUAGCUUCUCUUUAGUUAUUGUCAUUCUGAUGGUCUUACUGCUGCUGAUAUCCAGUGUAGUUGCAUUUGUUUGUUGGCGAUGCAAAGGUGGAAGGUGUGUCAAGAACAUCAUUACUGACGUAAGUCUGAACUGUAAGGGAAAGCCGGAGGAUAAGAUUAUGUCUGAAGAUGCUUUAUUUACUACUGUCACUUACACUUGCUACUCUACUGAUGCACAUUAACACAGCCGAAGCAGCACUUUUUCAGUUCAUCGGUGGAGAGAAAAUUUUAUAUUCCAGCAUUAUAACAACCUCAUCCACAGUAAAUAUAGACAAAUUGUUAUAUACAAAGAAAAUAGUCCCUGAUAGAUGAUUGAUAAUCAUUUUAAUUACAUUUUGAAUGUCAUAUUAUAUCAGGGUAAGAAAUAAAAGUCCAGAAGGCUGUUGCCAGCAUGCUGUUUUGUGUAAAAAAAAAAGACUGAUACUGAAGUUCUUGCUUGCUUGUGAGUAAAAUGAAAAGAAGGUCUAUUGUUAAAUCAAAUCUUGUUAAGACUUAAUGUAUUUCUAUUUUAGCUUUUGUAACAAUUUUCAUAAUAGUUGCUUGUAUUUAAAAUUUUUUGUUUUGAAAGCACACAGUUACCACAAAAGAGCUCUAAAUGGAUGUGUGAACCAGUUU